Molecule: messenger RNA, 886 nt
Organism: Suillus subalutaceus
Lineage: Eukaryota; Fungi; Basidiomycota; Agaricomycetes; Boletales; Suillaceae
Exons: 1
Coding region: 285-749 (154 amino acids)
Source: RefSeq, a predicted model, not a curated record
GAAGGCAGUUCCUAUGCUGUUGACAAGAAUAUGUCGACAAUGGAGGGAGGUUGCUUUGGGUACCCCCGGUUUGUGGCACGGACUAUCUGUGGGCAAAGACUGGCAGCGGGCAGCCUUCUGCUAUGAGGCAUGGCUCAAGCGAUCACUGAGGGCGUCCGCUCUCGUUGGAACUCCAGUGUCACAAAAAUAACUGGACCGAGCUACGAAGCCUUCUUCAGCCCUACAUAAAUCAAGUCUCAUCUCUGUCUCUUAAUUUUAACCACAACGACCUCCAACCUGAGGUUAUGAUAUCGGACUUCCUAGCACUUGAGGAGCUGACCAUAUCAUUGGAUUGUUCUAAUCCUGAGGCUACCGUCAUACAGUCUAUCUCGCAACCGCCAUGCACUCUGCGCAGUCUCACGGUAAAUGGGGUGUUCUUCGACACGGAGUACGCAUCUACAUUUAAUCCCACCUGGGCCCACCUCACAAAUAUCGAGAUCGACCUAGACGAACCAAUUACAUUCCUCCGAUUACUCCGUUUAUGCCCCAGCCUCUCCUCCUUGAUGAUAUAUACAUCAUUCAACGCCAUGGAAGCGUUGGAGCCAUUCACGCAUACCCAACUCCAAUCCUUACGGAUCGUUUCCGACGAUGUUAUGACAACGACACAGACCGUCUUAACCUACUCGAUACCCUCUCACUGCCCAAUUUGCACGUUCUCGAAGCUCACUUAUACUCUCAUGGUCGUCAUGAGGAAUUCAAGGCAUUUUUGACGCGGUCAAAGUGUCCCCUGGAGAGCCUGACUUUCGGCUUCGGUGUCGAUAACAGAUGAGCAGCAAGCGGAAUACGUUGCCCUUAUUCCUUCUCUCAAAGUACUAGUAAUGAGAUGAGUUAUUCCUUGCAUUUGAGG